AAGUGCCGUUUACAAUUCGGUGGUCUGGGUUGGGAAUAUCUAUUCAACGAAUAGGUGGGUGAAAAAUUUCCUCUGAUUACCCUUUCUUUCUCACAUCUGAAGCUUUCCUAUUUCUCAUUCUUCUUCCCAUUUCCUCUGAGAGCAAUACGUUAGCAAUUUGGCACUGACCCUCGCCUGUGGUAGUCUAAAUCCCAGCACCUUCCCACCGGAAACAGUCGAGUUAUGGUGGCAACUGCUUCACUGGUGAGAGCCAGCCAACACUGGGUCUUUGUCUCCAUCUCCUACCUGUCUUAGAAAUAGAAAGGAGAAAAAAAAAUGGCGAAGAAAGCUUCAAAGUCGAAAAAUGAUCGUUCAUCUUCAACCUACGUUACUUCCGCUAAGAACCCAUCAACAGCCUCCAAUCAGUAUUUCUCUCUUACCCUUUUGCUUUAUAGUAUUUUUUGCAGAAUAAAUUAUGGCUUUCUUAGUUUGUUUUGCUUGUAAGGAAUUUUUGGGGUUAACAAUAGACACUUUUGCUUGAAAAAAAAUUGUUAGUCAAACGGCGUUAAGGGUAAAAUGAAGUGAGAACAUGAAGAAGACAGCUGAAGAGAGUGUUGUUAGCGAGAGAGAAAAGAGACCCAAGUCGAAGUCAAGACUCAAAUCGAAGCUGAAGAAGAAAACAAAAAUCGAAGAUAAAAUGCCUAAGAAACCCUCCACUGCUUUCUUUUACUUCUUGGAGGAUUUUCGUAAGGAAUUUCAAUAGCAGAAUCUGGACAUCAAGUCAAUGCGCGAUGUGGAGAAAUGUAUGGCAAGAUUGCAAGAGUUGUAGUUAACGGUUGCAAGAGGGUCUAAGGUUAUAUCAGGGGUGAGUUUAAGUCCAAGAAGUACUAGGGGUUAUAUGAGGACUAGUCUCAAAUGCAAGCAAGAGUCCUUGAGGAUAAAGAACUCUACUCCAAGGAAAUCACCAGUUGGGAAGUUUCCAUCCACUGCAGGAGGUGAAUGUAGGAGAAUAUCAUUACCAACAAUGUUAGUAGGGGAAACAGUGGGUGAAAUACUUCAAGCAAAUCAAUUUGCAAGACAGAUCCUAGCUGUUGUUGAUAACAAAACCAAGAAUACUUCUAAGGAUCCUAAAACUCCAUUGACUGAACACAGGAAGCAAAGAUAUCAAUUUUUAAAGUCUCUGAUGGAAAAGGAUGAUUCGAAAUGCGGGCAGAAUGCGGUGGUGGAGAGGAAAACCGUAUUAGUCCCGAAAAGUGAGACCAUAGUUCAUGCAAUUGUUACAAAUGUUAAAACAUUUGACUACUAAUUAAGCAAUGGUGAUAUGAAGCCAAUAAAAGAAGGUUUGAAUGGUUUGAAAACAACUCGGAAGCAGCGAUCCAAAAGACGCAAGUGAAAAACGAGACUGUAGAGACUUGAGAGACAAAAGUGUUUGUAUAUGAGGUAAAAUUGGACUAGGUGGAGUGUGUUAUAUAUAUGUAUAUGGGACUGAGUGAAUUUUGAUAGGUAUUAGCACUCGGGUCUCUAAAAGCCAACAUGGUUAGUGUAACAUCAUCACCCAGUUUUAUAGGGACAAGAUUUUGGAUAUUAUCACAAACGUUUUAAGGCCUAUUAACUUAUGGCGUAAAUUUUAAGCACAAUCCCUAUAUUAUUGUAUAACCAUAGAUACAGCCCUCAAUCUUUACCAUUUUGGUUAAUUUAGCCUGUAACAUUUCCCUUUUAUUUCUUCUUCAAUUCUAUUAAGAUUCUACCAGAAAACAAUUUCACA
Gossypium raimondii (Peruvian cotton) is the source of this 1744-nucleotide messenger RNA. RefSeq names its product probable microtubule-binding protein TANGLED. Gene Ontology annotation, molecular function: microtubule binding. Gene Ontology annotation, biological process: regulation of phragmoplast microtubule organization. The coding region runs from base 878 to 1285 and encodes 135 amino acids. The transcript has 6 exons. NCBI's taxonomy places the organism in Eukaryota, Viridiplantae, Streptophyta, Magnoliopsida, Malvales, Malvaceae. The record is from RefSeq and is a predicted model, not a curated record.